Miscanthus lutarioriparius is the source of this 1077-nucleotide messenger RNA. The record is from the annotation of a GenBank genome assembly. NCBI's taxonomy places the organism in Eukaryota, Viridiplantae, Streptophyta, Magnoliopsida, Poales, Poaceae.
AUGGGUAAGACACAUGGUAUGGGAGCUGGGCGUAAGCUCAAGACCCACAGAAGGAACCAGAGGUGGGCUGACAAAGCCUACAAGAAGAGCCAUCUUGGCAACGAGUGGAAGAAACCCUUUGCUGGUUCAUCUCACGCAAAGGGAAUCGUCCUUGAAAAGAUCGGCAUUGAGGCUAAGCAGCCUAACUCUGCUAUCCGUAAGUGUGCUCGUGUCCAGCUGGUGAAGAACGGGAAGAAGAUUGCUGCCUUUGUGCCAAACGAUGGUUGCUUGAACUACAUUGAGGAAAACGCAUCUAUGGACAACAGACAUCUAUGGACCGAGGAAGAAGAGUUGGCUCUGUUUCAGGAAGCUGAAACACUUCUUAAGACUCAAAAGUAUUCUAAGCAAUCAGCGCGAAAUGCAUGUCUUAUGGCGAGGAUGAAUGAACGUUUUCCAGGGGUGGCUAUUAAGUUCACUGUUGGCGUUAUUAAGAACAAGCUUUCUCUAUUUAAAGAAAGGUGGUUAGGACGCCAUACGCUGAUAACAUGCAAAGGCAAACCUAUCCCUUGCAGUCAAGACAUGCUCAAUAUUUUAUUCGCUGAGACUGGUAGUGCUAGUGAAAGCACAAAUUCAGGUGCAGCUGAUGCAGGUGUAGCUGAUUCGGUGAAUGUGAACUACGGGAUGCAGCAAGGUGAAGCUGUUUCGGUGAAUGUGAACUACGGGAUGCAGCAAAAUAAUGGUAUAGUUGGCUAUUCCAUCAUGGAUUGUAUAACGCUUGUGGAAUCUAUUCAAGAGCUCACAACCGAAGAGAAGGUAGAUGCGGCAAAUAUAAUGAGGUUUGAGGGUAUGGCUAGAGUAAUGUUCAUGAACUUCACGGACCCAGCAGUUCGCCUGUGUUGGAUCAAAAAGGAGCUUGCUAAACUGGUUCAUGGAGAUGGAGAUGAAGGCUGCUGCCAUGUGCUGCCAUGUUUAUGUGUGAUCGUUUGUAGGGAACUUUUUUAUCUUUUUGAAAGACUUGAAUUGAAGGGAACUGCCAUGCUUAUGUGUAAUCGUUUGACAGUGGUAAUUCCUGCUGGAAUCGACUGCCUGUUGGUCUGA